GAAAGCCGUUGUGGCACGCAGUGUGACGUGUAUCCAAGAUUCUCCCCAUUUUGUAAUGGACAGCCAUUAUAACCACUCAGAGAGGAGAUUGAGCCAAUGACGGCCAAUCAGCACGCUAGGGAUAGGCGUGGAUGAGGUGUGAAGAGACAGGCAGUGCCGGCCUGGCAGCUCGGUGAAGAAGACGGGAAGAUGGCUGCCGCGUCUACUGUUCCCGCUAGCGGCGUCCUGAUUGGGGACAAGAUGUACUCCGGGGUCCUCAUCUCGCUGGAGAACUGCUUGCUGCCUGAGGAGAAGUGCACCGUCACUCCGUCCGUCGUGGACGGGUUGGAUAUGCAGACGGAGACCGAUCUGCGCUGUGUGGGCUGCGAGCUCAUCCAGUCAGCCGGCAUUCUGCUGCGGCUGCCUCAGGUGGCGAUGGCUACAGGUCAAGUUUUGUUUCAGCGUUUCUUCUAUACAAAAUCUUUUGUUAAGCAUUCAAUGGAGCAUGUUUCGAUGGCCUGUGUCCAUCUGGCGUCCAAAAUCGAGGAGGCUCCAAGACGUAUCAGGGAUGUUAUUAAUGUGUUUCAUCGUCUUCGACAGCUGAGAGAAAAACAGAAACCAUUACCAUUAGUGUUGGACCCGGAAUAUGUUGCUCUGAAGAACCAAAUAAUAAAAGCUGAGAGGAGGGUCCUGAAGGAAUUGGGCUUUUGUGUUCAUGUGAAGCACCCUCAUAAAGUUAUUGUGAUGUACCUGCAGGUUUUGGAUUGUCAUCUUAAUAACCAUCUUGUCCAGACUUCAUGGAACUACAUGAAUGACAGUCUUCGCACUGAUGUAUUUGUGCGGUUCGAUCCAGAAACAAUAGCAUGUGCUUGCAUUUAUUUGGCUGCAAGGAUACUGGAGAUCAGUCUCCCGACUCGUCCACACUGGUUCCUUCUGUUUGGUGUUUCUGAAGACGAUAUUAAGGAGGUCUGUCUUCAGAUUUUAAGGCUGUAUACACAAAAGAAGGUGGAUGUGUCUGUCCUAGAAAGUAGAGUAGAGAAGAAGAAGCUGCUGAUGGAAGAGGCUAAAGCUAAGGCAAAAGGGCUACUGCCUGAUGGAACGCCACGCUUGGACAAUGCUCAAGAGUUUUCGCCCAAUAUGAAAAAUGAAUCUCCAAAAGAAGGAAAGGCAAGCAAGCUUUCACCUACACUAAAAACCUCCAAAAGAAAAGGCGAUGCCGCAAAAAGAAUCGCGUCAGCAAGUCCCGUAAAUGGAAUUAAGAAAGGAAGGGAGAGCAUAAGUGGCAGUGGAAGCAGGGACCAUAGCUAUUCGCGUUCCCACUCUCGAUCAGUGUCUCCAAAAAGGAGAAAAAGUGAAAGCUACUCUACAUCUAGCGGAACGAAAUCCCGCAGUCACUCUAGAAGCCGCAGUGAUUCACCGCCUCGAAAACCAAAUCAUGGCUUGUACAAAAGCUCAAAAGGCCACAUGUACGGAAAGAGCAAUGACUAUAAAUAUACAGGACACAAAAGAAGGUCCCAUAGCAGGAGCUCUUCCCCAGCUCACAGCCGCUCACAUGGGAGUCCAGACUCUGGUAAAUACAAGAAGAAAAGUCGCUACUACUCUCGGGAACAUCGUAGAGAGCGCUCACGAUCUUACGACCGAGUGAGGCAUCGGAACUAUGACCGUGAUUACCCUGGGCAUAGCCAUCACCGGCGAUAAGGUGGCACUACUAUAACAAUUUGGACUUGACACUCUUCAGCAGCCGGGGUUUUUUUUUUUUCCCUCCCAUCCACCAGUCAGAUUACAUUGCUUGGUGCUAAUUCCCGGAAUUUGCAGCUCCCAGACCGAAUAAUAAAGAUUUUAGCUUUUCUUUUUUGAACUUGUUGACUGAUGCAAUAUCUGAGUAACGCUAGUGUUCACAACCUACAUUUGCUAGAUGUGGUUUUAUGGAGAAAAACUUGCGUUUGCUCGCAUUGCAGCAUGACAGUGGUUCAGUCAGUACAUUAUAAAUGUAAAUCAGUCUUGUAUGUAAUGCAGGCCUAUAUUAGGUCAUACUAUACAUAGUUUUUUUUUUUUUUUGUUUGUUUGUUUUUUCUUCCUGUUGGGACAUUGCCUUAGGAUUGUGGAGGCUUGUAAAUAGCUACAUGUUACAUAUGGAGAAUGAAGACUUGUGCAGGAAGUUCUGUAAGAAUUAGUGAUGUGUUUGGACUGUUCUGUACAAUAAAUUUUAUAUCUUUUCAUUGCCCGUGCUGGACGCGAGCAACCACGAGACAUUUCGUAUUGCAUAUGUUUUGUCUAUUAUGAAUUACAACACAUGCAAUUCUACUCAGGAUAUUUCAUAACUCAAAGAAUGGUAGUAAAGUGUCAUUCUGCCUGUUUAACAAAUGUAUGAAAACAAACCACAGCCAGUCUGUAUCAGUUUUAUUGGUAUAUCGGAGCUGUAUUCUUUAUUUCAUUAAAGUAUUGGAUUUUGUAUA
Molecule: messenger RNA, 2435 nt
Organism: Pseudophryne corroboree (corroboree frog)
Lineage: Eukaryota; Metazoa; Chordata; Amphibia; Anura; Myobatrachidae
Gene: CCNL2
Product: cyclin L2
Exons: 11
Coding region: 190-1677 (495 amino acids)
Biological process (GO): regulation of transcription by RNA polymerase II
Cellular component (GO): nucleus
Molecular function (GO): cyclin-dependent protein serine/threonine kinase regulator activity
Source: RefSeq, a predicted model, not a curated record